Messenger RNA from Purpureocillium lilacinum, 1917 nucleotides. RefSeq lists its product as uncharacterized. The record is from RefSeq and is a predicted model, not a curated record. Gene Ontology annotation, biological process: positive regulation of transcription by RNA polymerase II. Gene Ontology annotation, molecular function: DNA-binding transcription factor activity, RNA polymerase II-specific; protein dimerization activity; RNA polymerase II cis-regulatory region sequence-specific DNA binding. NCBI's taxonomy places the organism in Eukaryota, Fungi, Ascomycota, Sordariomycetes, Hypocreales, Ophiocordycipitaceae.
AUGGGGCGCAGAAAGAUUGAGAUCAAGGCCAUCAAGGAUGACCGGAACCGCUCAGUGACCUUCCUCAAGCGCAAGGGCGGCUUGUUCAAAAAGGCACACGAGCUCUCCGUUCUGUGUUCGGUCGACGUCGCCGUCUUCAUUUUCGGGAACAACAAGAAGCUCUACGAAUACUCCUCCACAGACAUGAACGAGCUCAUCCGGAGAUAUACAGUGCACGGUGGCGUCAACGAGCACAAGGGGCCGUCUGACUUUAACGGUGGCAACGACGAGGAAGAGGACGAGGAGGGUGAUGUCACGCCCCCGCGCGGCCCUGAAGCGGUCGACCCUCAGAUGAUGCCUCCCCAGUUCCACGGCCAGCAGCCUCCGUUCUCCCAGAUCCUCCGUCACCACACGCCGUCGGCGUCUCCGCCCAUCCCCAACGGCGUUCCGUUCCAGGGCCACCACCCGCACCCGCACCAUCCUCGUGGCCCGACGCCGCAGCCGCAGAUGGGUUCUCGUCCCAACUCGCGAAACGACGGACGGCGGAUGGCCCCCAGCAUGGUUCCUCAACCUCCGCACGUCGGCCCGCAGCCGCAUGGGCCGCAUCCCGGCAUCACCUACAUGCCUGCUCCUCCCAUCUACGCGGGAGGGAACCAGCAGGGCAUGAUGCCGCAGCCUGGCAACCAGUAUCCCUAUCCGCCUCAGCAGCAGCAGCAUCAGCACCAGCAGCAAGCCUACGUGGACGACCGGCGAUCGAUGCCCCCCGGUUACGCGGCGCAGCCCCCUCAGCCGGUGCCCGUCGCCCGCUCGGAGCCGCCGCAGCCACAGCACUCACAACACGUGCCCCAUCCGCCGAUGCCUCACAUCUCGCCGCCGCCGCAGCCUACCCAGGAGCGCCGACCCCAGGAGCCUCAGCCGCCGCCGCCCGUCGAACCCAACACGGAGCGUUCUGACCGGCUACAGGUGCGGACGACCGUGGACACGGCUAUCAAGAAGCUGCCCCAGCGCAAGUCCCACAGCAUCUUCACGCCCAUCGAGGAGAACCGCUCGAUCCUGUCUCAGCACCUGGCCUCCUUUGCCUCCGAGCCACAGGCCAUCAAGAUGGAGCAUUCCAUCAAGUCGGAGGCCGGGUCUGGGCUGUCGACAAACAGAUCACAGUCGGUGGAGGCCUCUGGACUGCGAAGUGGGCUGACGUCGUCGCCGCCUCCGAAGCGGGAGGGCACGCAAAGCAGCCUGGACAGGACACGGAAUGCGUCGGUGUCGUCGAGCGCAGAGGACGCCUUCACGCCUCCUUCCAGGGCGAACAGCCUCAAAGUCAGCGGUGCGGUCGGCGGCACGAGACCUAGAGGCCCACGACUCACCGUGCAGAUUCCGGAUGGCGCGUCCGACCCCGGCAGCGCCACGGCAGAGUCCAACUCGCCGCACAACCCGGCCAUUACACCGACGCAGGCGCCGCAGCGUCAGAACUCGCACUCUUCAGUCGUCUUGCCUCCGCCUUCGCCGUCGGCUUCAGCUCUACUAUCAGCGGGCGCUACCGGACCGCCAAAUCCGUUUGCUCGCCCGCCGCCGCAGCAGAGCGUUAACGGCGAAACGCCCGUCUCGGCACUGCCGUCGCGUUUCCUCAACAACGAACUUCUCCCAAGCCCUAGCAGCUUCUAUCCGGACUGGAACUUUCGCGGCAGCGACAGCAACACCUUGCCGAGCCCGUUGAACUUUGCGACGCCAGUGGUGGGCUCGGGCCCGAGCUUCCUGAGGGACGACCACGGAGCCUCCAGCAAUGGCCACGCAGCGUCAACCUCGGCGGCGGCGACGAGCACCACGGCGACCAGCGGGCCCCCCGGUCCAGGGAAGCGCAAGUCACCCGACUACGGGGCCGGUGCCCACGGCGAGAGCCACGGCGUGCCGAACGAACCCAAGAGGGUCAAGGUCGAAUACUGA